AUGCUCCUCCUUCCCAACCACAGGAUACUCAUUGCGAUCCUCCUCUUACUCGUACUCUACUCUACCGCCGAAGAUACCUCCAGCGAUGCAUCAAACUCAGCCCUGUAUGACAUGGUUCCAGCCUGUGCUAAGGACUGCGUUGAUAGCUUCAUCAAGUCCGAAUACACACCCAUGGAAUGCACGUCACCGUCCAAUAUCAAGUGCCUUUGCCGCACCAAGACAAGUAGUAGCUUGACAUUGGGGGAGGCUGCUUUGAGCUGUGUGCUGUCUGUAUGCUCACAGACAGCCAUCGAAAAGUCAAAGGCUUAUCACAUAUGCGACUCGGUCUCCGAAGCUCUACCGAAAACACACCAGACCAUUACCGCGACGGUCUUUUAUGAUACGAGUACAACGCAGACUAGUGAGGCAAAAACCACUACAGAGACAAUGCCAACUAGCUCAACUUCGACAACUGAACACACUUCGGAGGCCUCAGUGACAAUGUCUACAGCGACAUCGGCAUCGACACCGACGUCAACUAGUUCCAGUCAAACUUCUAAAAUCACAUUCUAUAGCGCUUCUUCAUCUUCAGUGUCUGAAGUGAAACCAACAUCCUCUACCGAACAAGUUUCUAGUGACUCUUCUGAAGAUACGAAUAAGAAAGGUGAUCGUGGUAUCACUCCAGCGGCGGUCAUUGGAAUGUCAGUAGCAUCAGGUGUGGCAGGAUCUUUCAUCAUCGUUGUUGCUGUGUUCUUCUGCCGCAAGAGAUGGCGACGAAAAAAGCGAGAGCAGGCUGCCCCACACAGUUUUGAGAUCGGAGGUGCCAUGUCUGAGCCUUCUGAUUUUUCGAAACCGAUGCCACGGCUCCCAACCGACGGUAUGGGUCUAGGGUAUUUAUACAGUUCAACAAGUGACCGCGAGACAAUGUUCCAGCGGCCAGGUACUUUACAGUCUAUGGCAAGCGUUCAACCAAUAUCGCGAUACUCACCGCAAUCAGCCACGAAUCAUCACUCAGGCCAGAGCAAAGAGCCCAAAAACCGGGAACGAAUAGGGUUUGCCAUCAGCUCCGACUCGGACUGGGAAGCUUCGCCUCGGACGCAAUCAUCACAGCACAGCGUAGCACGACUACUCCCAGAUCCUACAGUUGGAUUAUACCCAAAGCCGCUGAAGUGGAGUCACCGGCCAGCUAGUGGAGAGACUCUCUUUGAAGAAGAUGAAAGUCAACAAGCAGCAGCGGCGGCAGCAAUGAUGCAAAACAACACCCCAAGGCCGGGGAUUCAGCCGAAGCUCGCAGGACUACCGUCCAAUCCACGCGCAUUCAAAAAGGGAUCCCCAGCGGGCAACUUCAAACGAAGAUCCGGGGCUCCGAGUGCCCUGGCCCCCCCAUUCAAUCCCAACCCAGCCUUCAGAACCUUGCCAUCAGACAGCAGCGCUGCACCCAACGAAACCACCGAAACAUCACAACCGUUAUACUCCUCCCCAAACCAAAACAUCCUCCUCGCUGCUCCUAUCAACACUACCCAGACCCAAUCCCAGACCCAAUCCCAGACCCAAUCUCAGAACCGCAACCCAUCACCAGGACCACAAGUGCUCGAAUCAUACCCCGCCCUAUCGUCCUCAACCCUCCCCCCAGACUCGGAGGUAGUAUCCAGGCCGCGGAUCGUACGUGGAAACGAUAUCAAACGUGUUCAGAUCCGGAACAGUCCACGACCGCCUAGCGAAGUCGUCGUGCCAUACUGCCCGGAUGAUUUGUGGCUGGAGCGUGGACGCAGCAUCGCGCCGCCGAAGUCCCGAGAACCGUCUGGGGAACUGCCGUAUCCUUCAGAUAUGUUUUCAGGUGCUGUGCAUUAUCCUGAUAGUCCGAAGAAGAAGGUCGGCGCUGUGUCGAAUCGGGUUUCUCCGACUAGUCGGAAUUUGACGCCGUCCAGGAGAGGCGACGAUUUGAUUCUCCGCGUUGAAUAG
This is a messenger RNA of Penicillium expansum, 1941 nucleotides long. RefSeq lists its product as uncharacterized. The transcript has a single exon. NCBI's taxonomy places the organism in Eukaryota, Fungi, Ascomycota, Eurotiomycetes, Eurotiales, Aspergillaceae. The coding region runs from base 1 to 1941 and encodes 646 amino acids. The record is from RefSeq and is a predicted model, not a curated record.